Messenger RNA from Pocillopora damicornis (cauliflower coral), 387 nucleotides. RefSeq names its product putative skeletal organic matrix protein 5. The record is from RefSeq and is a predicted model, not a curated record. Lineage: Eukaryota; Metazoa; Cnidaria; Anthozoa; Scleractinia; Pocilloporidae.
AUGAAGAUUUUUCAUCAGCCCAGGUUCAUUGUCAUCAACAGGCAAGCCAACUCACUGUACGCACUCCUCGCUGAUGGAAAAUACCGCGCAACCUCACUGGGUCGUAACACGUGGAAGACGCUUAUUGGUUCGCCGGCGUCCUUGCAGCAUAACUGCAACAAAGAAGGGUUCAAUACUAUGGGUAGUGAUAACGGCUCUUCCAGAGCAAGGAUUGGUUUCCUUGGGAAUAAUGAGGGAGACUGCGUAACCCCUGAUUCUAGAAUUGGUUUUGGUACGGGAGGAUAUCAUGAUGACACCAACACGUGUGGAAACGAGGCAGCUAAUGGCCCAUCUUCAGAUAAUGGAGGGAAACACAUCAAAACCAUGGGAUACAUUUUGGUGCAGUGA